Molecule: messenger RNA, 2599 nt
Organism: Aphidius gifuensis
Lineage: Eukaryota; Metazoa; Arthropoda; Insecta; Hymenoptera; Braconidae
Product: transmembrane protein 242
Exons: 2
Coding region: 104-547 (147 amino acids)
Source: RefSeq, a predicted model, not a curated record
GCCGGUUUUGUUCAAUAACAAAAUUUGUUGUCCUCAGUUAAAUUCAAGUUUAACGUUAACCAAUAGUUAGUUAAAUAUUUACAACAAACUUAAUUUCUAAAAAAUGACGACUGUAAAAAAAUCAUCAAUGACUAGUGAAGAUAAAUUUUAUGGUGUUGUAUUUCUAAGUGCAGUAACUGGUAUAUCAGCAUUAAUUGGUUUUGGCACAACAAUUGCAGCAGUUAGAAAAAAAGAUCCUAAAUAUUUUCAAGAAGGUGCUGCUGGUUUAUCAAAAGGUGUUACAGAGCCAGGUGUUGCAUUGGCAAUCAGAGCACUUGGCUGGGGUACAUUUUAUGCUGUUGGUGGAUGUAGUUUAUUAUUUUAUGGCAUUUGGAAAUUAUCUGGAGCAACAAAUACUCUGGAAUUUCGUCAAAAAAUGGGAUCAAUAUUACCAAAAAUUAAAAAAAAUGAUCCACCUACAAGUAGAACUGAGUUUGAUGGAAUGAAUGAUCUUUUAAAAUACGUUUCUGAAGAAUGGGGCAAGGAAAAUUCAACAGACAGUAAAUAAUCAUUUUUUAAACUUAAAAUAUUUGUUGAAUGAUUUUAUUUUAUCUUGUUAUUAAAUAAGACCAUGAUGUGCUGCCACCUGAAACAAAGUAAAUGUUAAAUGUGGACUUUUGUUCUUAGGAUAAAGACCAGAGUCUUGAUCUUGAUCUAUCUAGUCUUCAGUUGUUAUCUAAUUUUUUUGCUAAUGAAAUAAUAAUAAUAAUGUUCAUUAAAACGACAACACGUCUUUUAUUUCAAAACUAUUUUUAAUGUUAUUGACUUUUUUUACCAACUAAUUUAAAUAGAAUUUAAUUAUCCUUUCUUAAACUUGAAUAGAAUACCAGGAAUUUUCUCAGCUUGGAUAUUUUAUUAUCACAGAAAUAACAUGCAUUAUAAAAUUUAAAAAAGAGUAUUUAAAUCUAGCAUGAAAGGAUUAUUAAUUAGCUGUUUUUUUUUUAAUCCUUUGAAUUUAAAAUUUUUCAAGAUGGUUUGAUUAAUUUACAUAUCAAAAAAAUGUUAAUGGAAAGAGGGAAUUUAUUUUAGAUAUUAAAUACUCUUAAUGUUUACAUAAUAGUAAAUAUAUUUUUAUCAAAAAUACUUUACUUAGUAUUUAAACGUGUCACGUAAUUUAUGUUAUAUAAAUCACGCUAUUUCCAUUUUACAAUUUACAUGAUAAAAAAUAAUAAAAAAACUAGACAAAAAAAAAUAAAUUGCAUGCAGAUAAUAUAUUUAAAGUUAUAAAAUUAUUUUUUUCUAAAUUGAUAAAACUGGCAAUUUAAAAUUCGAAAAACAAAAACGCAAGAUAAAAAUAGUCAAAUCGUUUUUAAAUUAUAUUUUUUAAGUAGGUCAUUUUUCUUUUCAAUAUUAAAAUUUGAAUUCUACUGAUCAAAGAUCAAAGUGUUUUUUCAACGACAUUUUCAAUCUAUUUUUAUCAACCUGCUAUACAAUCUUUAUAAUCAUAAUGGAAAAAAAAAAUAAAAAUCACAAUAUUCAUACUGAAAUAUUGUAAUUGAAAUUUGGUCUUUGAACGAUGACAGUUGAUGAUAAUUUAAUUGACAAUGAUAAUAAAUUUUGAACAUUGAACAAAAGUGGCCUGAGAUUUAGAUUGACUAUCUUUUUUUUCUUCCGUAUUGAAUUUUUUUUUUUUUUUUUUUGAUCAAGGUCAAGUGUAUUGUUACGGAAGCAAAAUGAUAAAAACCCACAGAUACUAAUUAACAUUACCCAUAAAUUAAAAUGAACAAAUUUUAAAACUAAAUAAACAAAAAUAAUGUAAAAAACAAUUUUUUUUUUUUAAAAGUAUAUUUUUAUUAAACUCAAUAAAUUCAUAAAAUAAAGGAAAAAAAAAUUAUCAAAAAUAUACCAGCUGCUUAAUAAUGAAGUAAAUUAGAAAAAAAAAAUAAAUAUCAAGACAAUUUUUUAUUUUAAUUAUUUAUUUUGAUUGAUUACAAAAUUUAAAAAAAAAAAAAUAUUUUUUUAUUGUUUAGUUAUUAUUAUUAGUUUAAAAAAAAUAAUAAUUACACGCAUUUUGGAGUAUCGAUUUUACAUUGAGCACGUCCUGCGCGCCGCGGUCAAUAUCCGCAGAUUUUUUUUUUAUUAUUAAUUUAUCAUUGAGUGAUUAAAAAACAUUUUUUUAAAAAUUAUUUAUCUCACACGUUCUUUCGGGGUCACAGCUGGUCUUUUAAAUUAUCGAUGAUUAUAAUCAUUACAAGUUUUUUUUUUUUUUUUCAUUUACAAGUUGUACAUAAUUUUUAUCAUUUAAUGUUUAUAUUUUUUUAUUUUAUUAUACAAUUUGUCGCUUUUAAUUAUCAAUUUAAAGCGAUAAUUAAAAACACAACAGUCCCAAAAAUAAAACAAAAAAUACUUCCUGUUUUUAUUAUUGAGAUUUUUAAUAAAAAAAAAAAAUGUUAUAUUAUGUAGAAAAAAAAAAAACAAAAUAGAUUUUAUAAACCCUGAGAAAAUGAUUGUUAAUAUAGUUGAAUAAUUAUUACUUGCAAAUGAAAAAAAAAAUAUACAUAUGCCACCUGAAGUAAAAUAUUUAUUAGCUUUUUUUGUAAACAAUAACUAAAAUAUUCUU